UAAUGUCAACACAAACAUUUGAUUUUUUGACAACCCGAGGACCUGUUGUCAGAUUCUUUUCGCUGUUUUGAAAGUGGUGGCGUCCGAUUUGUUGUUUACUGUGUAGUUCAGCAAUCAACAAACCAUAUUUUUCAUAAAAUUAUCAUUACAUUCUUAAUUCGAUGUUCUAUUAGUGUACGUAAUUGGCUUUGUAGCUGUGAAGUGAUUUGUGGAAUUUAGUGCGAAACUAUUUCAGCUCUGCAGAAACCAUCUUCUUGCGCGUUUCGACGUAUACUUCGAUUAAACACAUUUCUAACAAUGGACCGAAGAGGGAGUAAACCGUUUACACGAAUUACAAACCAACAACUGUCCAGGCUGAUAAGCUUAAUGGAAAAUGAACCUGCCAUUGCGAAUAACGCUGUAAGGGGCCCGCAGACUGCAUUUUGGAAAAAAGUUGCUAAAGAUCUGAACGACCAUGGACCGGUAGUUAGAGACACAUCGUCGUGGAAACGGGUUUGGUUUGACUAUAAAUGUAGUGUAAAGAAACGAGUACGGCAACAAAAUGACGACAUUGCGGCAGGCAAUUAUCCAAGGGUACUUUCCGUGAUGCACAAAAGAGUAGUGAAACUGUUAAACAUUGAAAUGAAGAAGGUGAAACUAUCGGAAGACAUGGCUUCCGGCUCGGAAGACAUGCCCAGCGUUCAGGCAAACGGUUUCAAAAAUAACACUUUCGAUGCGGAAGAUUCAAACACGCUUGCGAGCAUGUUGCAAGACGCGUCCGAUGAUAAUAUUCCAUUAGCGAAGCAAAGCUCGUCGAGGGAGAUCAAUAACUGCCAAAAACGGUUGGAAAAACUUCCCAAUAUAACCAUCACAAAGCAAAGGCAUGAUAAGGACCCAUUGGCCAACGGGACUAACAACUAUUCGGCUGACGAAGAGUCAAAUCCAAUGCCCUUCGGAAAAUGGCGGAAAAGUGUACGAGAUGCUAAAUUUCGCAAGGCUCUCGAAACUAACAAAGAAAUGAUUGUAGCGAUGAAUGCUUCGUUGACCGCUAGCCAUGAACUAACCGCUCAGUUACGAGCAACGAAGAAAUCAUGCGAUGAGAUGAACGAGAAUAUGAAGAAUGUAAAUAGUACGCUGCGGGAAUUAAUAGAGGUGUUGAAGAAGAAAUAA
This is a messenger RNA of Anopheles funestus (African malaria mosquito), 1149 nucleotides long. RefSeq lists its product as uncharacterized. The transcript has 3 exons. The coding region runs from base 298 to 1149 and encodes 283 amino acids. NCBI's taxonomy places the organism in Eukaryota, Metazoa, Arthropoda, Insecta, Diptera, Culicidae. The record is from RefSeq and is a predicted model, not a curated record.